Aspergillus luchuensis is the source of this 1689-nucleotide messenger RNA. Its product is annotated as transferase family protein. Lineage: Eukaryota; Fungi; Ascomycota; Eurotiomycetes; Eurotiales; Aspergillaceae. The transcript has a single exon. Bases 1 to 1689 code for a protein of 562 amino acids. The record is from RefSeq and is a predicted model, not a curated record.
AUGUCAACCUCUGAUCCGUCGAUCCUGCAUUUCGAGAGACUGUUUCCAAACAAGGAAGCUAACUCGGAUUGCAUCGUUGCCUUGUCUUUACUGGAUGACACCACGGUAGACUUCUCGGAUACAAGCGCUGUUUGGCUCUUUGAGUGUGAGCAGCAAAACCGCGGCAACCUGGUGAACCACCUCCGUCAAUCGCUCAGGAUCACGCUGGAUGCUUAUCCUCAGUGGUGUGGCUUGAUCAAGGUUGUUGACUCGGUGGAUGGCCCUGCGGUUGCUGAUCGAGAUCGGUUGGCGCCUCAUGCCCGCCGUUUUGGCCGGGUGUAUGUCCAUUAUGGCACGCGGGCUGACCCCGGCGUUGAAUUCGUCACUGCACGUGCGGCUGAUACUCUCGAUGGUCUCUGUCCUUCCUCUCGUACGACAUCUCAGCCUCUCUGGAAUCAGGAAAAGGUGGCUUUGUCGAGGUUUGUCCCAAAGACUUGCUUGGCGAACCCGCUCAAACAACUUGUUGUCGACAAUGCAGAUAUCACCCCUCCAGUCAUGGCCGUCCAAAUCACGAACUUGGCCUGUGGAGGGUUUGCCCUAGCAAUCAAAAUAGCUCAUCCUUUAGCGGAUGCGCAGUCACUUUUUCACUUCGUCAAAGACUGGGCAAGUGUUAGCCGUUCUGCGUUACUGUGCGAGCCUACAGCAGUCUUGAAACCUUUAUUUGAACCGGCACGACUCGACGACGCAGCAGCAGGGGACAUCAAUGCUGCUACGCCGGACGAAUCGAUCAUCGAACAGACAAAAAGCCUACCGUUUCAUCGCUAUGACUGGUGGAACGUGCCCCCUGACUCUCCUCUGAAGACACGCAUCCCUGAAGCUUUCCGGAACCAGGACAUCCCCCCAGCGGGGAAACAGAUACCAUGGUCAGAAUGGGACAAGAAAGCGCCAGUGUCUCAUUACAUCGUGCACCUGAGUCGCGAGCAAGUCGAGAAGAUCUGGACGCAAGCCAACAACGUAUCCGCCACAACCACAAAGACUAAUCGACUGAGUCGACACGAUGCCAUUCUGGCACAUAUAUGGUCAAGCAUCAACCGAGCUCGGAAGAUGCAACACGACCCCGGGCCGGUCCACUGCGACCUGGCGUACGGGUGCCGACCGGCGUUUCAUCUGAGCGAUUCCUUUAUGGGGUCGCUUUCCGUGAUGGUCAAUGUGGAGAUGACUGGGGCGGAACUGACGACGACUGCAAACUCGGACGGCAAGGAAACUGCCGUACUUCCGCCCAUCGCGCACCGCAUCCGCCAAACUAUUCUUCAGCUGAAGAAUCAUCCGGCCCGCUUGGCCGCCCACCUCCACCGUCUGGCAUACGAAACGUCUCCGCAACGCAUUUGGCAGGGAUUCUUGGGUUCUCGGCACGUUAUGGUGACGACGUGGGCGUGCGCAGGGCUGUAUGAUGUGGAUUUUGGGUUGGGUCCACUUACUUCCUCCUCUUCCUCGGCUCGCUACGCGGAUGGUAUCCUCGCCAAUCUCGAUGGCCUCGUCUUGAUCAAAGAGGCACCGCCGCCGUCGCCAUCCGAUCGGGAGUCGGAGGUCAGGCACUGCCGAGUUCCGUCGGCUUGGACGGAGCAUGGUGUGGAUGUGCAGAUUCAUCUCCGGAGUGAAGAUAUGCUCCGGUUGUUAAGAGAUCCGAUACUAUUGCCGGACACUGCGUAG